Molecule: messenger RNA, 3489 nt
Organism: Nylanderia fulva
Lineage: Eukaryota; Metazoa; Arthropoda; Insecta; Hymenoptera; Formicidae
Biological process (GO): negative regulation of microtubule depolymerization; pattern specification process; negative regulation of canonical Wnt signaling pathway
Cellular component (GO): catenin complex; beta-catenin destruction complex; cytoplasmic microtubule
Molecular function (GO): microtubule binding; beta-catenin binding; gamma-catenin binding
Source: RefSeq, a predicted model, not a curated record
CGAAUAAAAUAUUUCUAAAUUACGCCUUCUCUUCAUUCCAUCUUCUAUGACGGUAGAAGAGGUUGUGGUUAAUGGUUAUGUGGUUUUGUGAAUGGUGGAUGUUAUGAGAAAAGAGGCCGCUUCACAGCUAGCUUUACUUUUUACUUUGUCCCGUCAGCGGACGAAGAUACAACAAAGAGAAAAGAAAAAGAAGACGCUAGGGUGACAGCUUUGAUUCUCGAUCAUCGUAUAACAGCAAACCCGGAGUAUGGACGACGAAGACGUGAACGAUCAGCCGGUCGACUACAGCAAGAAGUACACCGAGAGGAACGUCGCCCCGGUGCAGAAUCAGCUGAUCGAGUCGGCGGACGUUCAGCGGCCGCGUCGCGCCUCGAAGAAGGUGUACGGCGAGCGCGACUCCAAGGUGGACCCGUUUGGCGACUACGCCGAGACCGACCUCGACCAACCCACGGAUUACAGUCUGCGUUACGCCGAGGACGACGAGGAGGAGACCGACGACGAGGAGGAGAAGCAGGGCGCUGAGUACUUCCCCGUCAGCGGGCAGGAGGACACUGUCAAGACCUACUGCACGGAGGGGACUCCCUACGAGACACCUUUUAACUUCUCCACGGCCACGUCCAUGUCGGAUCUUCGAGUCGAGGACGCGAAGGAGAGUGAGUUACUGAAGAAGAUGCCGAAAAAGCCGAUCGAAAUGGCCAGGAAGAGCCCUGUGACCUUCAUCAAGGAGCCCGAGACACCUGACUGCGACGAACAGGACGGUCUGAUGACGAAGGAACUCGAAGAGGAGGUGAACCCGAAGGACACCGCGAUCCUAAAUCCUGGCCAAGUGACUCCGGAGAAGAUAGUAAGUUAUUACGAGGAGGAAACGUCGCACGGUUUCUCGCGUGCCAAUUCGCUUAGUUCCCUGAGUAGUGCCAUGACUUCUCAGAAUAACGUUCCAGGAGUUAUAUCCAAGGUAGACUCGCCAUCACCUUCCGUGAAUAAAGAAGAACUGGAAGAGAGUGAGGAUCACAGUGCUCUGGAAUUGAAUAAUAAUCAAGCAGAAUUGUCUUCCGGAAAUGAUAAUCUGUCCCAGCGCAAGAAUACUCCACGUGUGUUGGAUAAAGAAGGAAAAAUGGUGACAUUCAGUGGCCAGGAUUAUUACGCGGAAGAAACUCCUUUAAUGUUUUCGCGUUCCAGUUCGCUUGGCUCAUUGAGUGGGUUUGAGCAACAUUCGAUUCACGAUGAUCGUAGUUCUGUGGUUAGUGAUUUUAGUCGCAGGACCAGUGGUAUAGUUUCACCCAGUGAAUUGCCAGACUCACCUACCCAGACAGCUUUACCUAGUCCACGGAAUCAUAAAACUCAGAAUGCAGAAUUUUCCUCAAAACUACAAGAAGAGACAGUAAGACCUACAGUUCGACAGCAUUUAUCAUUUUCUAAACCGCAAAUCACAAUCAAUAGCGUUUUCGAGGAUGAGGUUGCUACUUUCAAGGUAGAAUCGACGCCCGUUGAAUUUUCCAGCGCAACAAGCCUGAGUUCCCUUACAAUUGACGACGAAGUCAAAAUACCUAAUGAUACAAAUAUGUACGGUAAAUUGGAGAGAGUGCCCGAUGAAGAUGAAGAGGACGUUCAUAAACUCGAGAUCGAUAUGCUUAACGUAACGAUAAGCAACUCGAAGAGUGAAGAGAAAGAGGAACAAGUGAGCGAUGGCGAUGAGGAGGACGACGAGGAUAUGUUGGCUGCCUGUAUUAAUAUGGGAAUGCAAACUAACAGGUACAGGCAAUCCCUGUCGAAGAUUCAGCACGAAACUCCGACGGAGAGUCCGGCCAUCAGUGGUACUCUGAAAACGAACAGGACCGCGGUGGACACCGUCGCCUCGGACACCGUACACGUGUAUUGCACGGAGGAUACGCCCGCGGAUAUCUCCCCGGUAGGAUCGCACUCCAAUCUGUCCGCUCUCUCGAUGCCAAGUGUCCAGGAAGACGUGGAGAAGAUCGAGCCGGACAGCCAAGAUCGAUCGGCCGAAAUCGAUUGUCACAGGGGUGACUUAUUCGACGAAGGUUCCAAUCUUUCGGGCGAGGACGAGAAAAUAUUAGACGAGUGCAUUCAAUCGGGCAUACCUAAGGCGAGACAAAUAACUCUACCUCCAACGAGUAGUAUCCCGUUCGUCAAGAAGUCGGAAAUGUCGCAUAUGAUUAACAUAUGCGGCACGCCGUCGUCUUCGCCCGUCGAAACGAAUCAUGGAAAUAAGCAGGGAUGGACACUACCCAACCCUGGAAAUAAGAAUCGCAUAUUGAGGCCUAAGUCGCUGGGUGGAGAAUUAUUAUCAUCAAGACAUCCGGACGAGUUUUCUGAUGACAGCUUGAAUCAUUCGGAUGACGAUGCAAUUUUGACGGAGUGCAUACAGUCUGCGAUGCCCAAGGCAAGAUUUCAACCGUUAUCACAAACGGAUAAUCCCAAAAUGCAGACAUCUUCAACUUCCUCGGCAUUUCUUCAGCCGAGAUAUACAGAGCAGAGAAAGAGUACGACGAAAAAACGCUUACCUUUCGAAGAUAAUGUCGGACUUUCCGAAGAGGAGGAGGAUAUCAUGUUGGCGCAGUGUAUUAGAUCUGGGAUGCCAAAAGCUCUAAGUUCCAUGUCUACGACGCCUACGCUCAAAAAGUCCGAGCCGUGUCCGAAGAGCGCGAAGAAUUUUUGGGCUCCUCCGGCUUCCUUCUUCACGAACAAGGUCUACCCCAAGAACAACGCCGCUCCGCACUCAUCACCGUCGUAUAAAAGCAGAAACGUCUCAGGCAAUCUUAAUAACGGCUUCUUGGGGACAAGAGCGACGAGCAGCAGCGGUCUGGUAGCACAGUCGGGUCAGACGUCGAGGAACUGUGAUAACGAGACUCGCGAGAGGAUAAACAAUUCGCCGCAUUGCACCCGAAGAGCGUCGUUUCGUCACGCGGAGAGCGAAAACGGCAACUCCGUCGACGAUUACGCGUGCAAGAGCACGGGGAACCCGGUGGCUGCGCGUCACAUCUCGGUGAGCGCCGUCGGCGAGGCGGACUCGCGGAUCUCCACGCAAGAAUGGGCUUUACUCGAACUGUGCAUCACGUCCGGCAUGCCUGCGAACAAGUAUCGCGUUAAGGGAAUGAAAUCUAGUGAGAGUGCAAUUUCCAACGGGCACGACGACUGCGAGCCGAUACCGGAGGACAAUUAUUCUGUGUGCAGCUACAAUUCUUAUAUUUUUAAAACGUAAUGCUCGCACUUGACAGAAUUUCUCUCUUUGUACAAGGUAUCCCGUAGGAAAUUGCUGAAAUUAAUCAACUGUCAUUUUUUAAUGUAUACAGUUAUUGGGAAAACAAAAAUUGUGUUGAAAAGACAAGGUGUAUACUUUCGGGAAAAACCUAGAAAAUCUGGAAUUUUCAGGGAAUUUUUUUCUACCUUGAAAAAUCUUGGAAUGCUCAUAGAAUUAAUUUUGAACUCAGGGAAUUUUAAAAAAAAUUGCCCCUUUGAUUUUAUUUUCAA